AUGGAGACUCUGAGGCAGGAGGCUGCGCAGCCCUACGUCCGCUCCAGCACUCUUGAGCGCAGCUUCCCCGCACCCCUCUACAGCGAUGCGUUUCACUCCCUGCCCGGGCCCCGCUGGGCGCCGGCCGUGCGGCAGGCGGUACGCUGGGAGUUCUCGCCCGCGGGCCGGGACGCGGCGGGCCGGCUGCGCUACACCGGGCUGACCACGGGGGACCCGCGCGAGGCCUGGUUCACGCUGCCCCGCGCGCCCGACAGCGCCCACCGCGACAUCCUAACGCGCUGGCUUGGCUGCUACACGCACAGGCGGCGGGAGUUGCCCGCAGACCUCGCGCAGCGCCUGCAGGAGACCGCCUUCUACGACCCGGUGGUGCCCGCGCAGUCCCGGAGCCCGGCCACGCGCUGGGGCUGCAUGCUCUGGAGGGACCGGCCGCUGCGUGGCCACGAGCGCGUGCUGAACCGCGGUCGCUUCGGGGCGGAGCCGCCCUGGCGCUGGGACUACGUGCCGGAGCUGUCCGAGCCGCAGCGCCCGCGCUUCGCACGCCUCCCGGAGCUGCCCCACCGCGCGCACGCGCAGCAAUAA
Jaculus jaculus (lesser Egyptian jerboa) is the source of this 579-nucleotide messenger RNA. RefSeq names its product chromosome 15 C19orf71 homolog (gene Tektip1). The coding region runs from base 1 to 579 and encodes 192 amino acids. The record is from RefSeq and is a predicted model, not a curated record. The transcript is spliced from 4 exons. Lineage: Eukaryota; Metazoa; Chordata; Mammalia; Rodentia; Dipodidae.